AUGAGUGGCGAUCUGCUUGGGGAUAAAAAGCUUGUGAAUGCCGCAUGUCUAGACCUUUUUCUCCAGGAGUUGGUCCCCACUUCAAUUAGAGUGUCUCAGAAUUUAAACGACUCUGCUACCUCGUCCCAAUCAUCAACAUCUAAAGAAGAGUCCGUAGAACCCACGCUAAUAGAUCUGCAACUAUCAACAAUUAAAGGAGACCUUCCCGGCGGUGUUGAAGUGUUUGAAUCUUCGCUUAUAUUUUCUGAUGAUGUCACUGUUCGAAUAGAGACUUACGGGUUCAAUCUAGGCAUGAGACUUGCUGAACUUCUUAUGUUCCAUGGAGCUCAAAGUAACACAUAUAACAAGUUUGUCGACGUGUUAGAGAUCUUGAAGUUUGUUUGUCGGGAUGUUUGGUGGUCACUUUAUGGUAAAGAAAUGGAUAAUUUAAGAACGAACCACAGAGGAACAUUUGUGUUGGUUGAUAGUAACUAUAAGUUGAUUUCAAGAAUAAAUAGUGCUAAGGGCUUUUCAGACACUUUAACCAAGUCAAAAAUUUAUUUGUGGUUUCCAUGUGGAGUUAUUAGAGGAAUAGUACUGAGUUUUGGCAUUGACUGUGAUGUAAGUGCAGAGAUAACUAAGUUUCCAGCAGUUACAUUCAACAUUAAAACAACCAUAAAUAAUUAG
Molecule: messenger RNA, 666 nt
Organism: Lizanozyma spartinae
Lineage: Eukaryota; Fungi; Ascomycota; Pichiomycetes; Serinales; Debaryomycetaceae
Gene: TRS33
Product: Trs33p
Exons: 1
Coding region: 1-666 (221 amino acids)
Biological process (GO): regulation of GTPase activity; endoplasmic reticulum to Golgi vesicle-mediated transport
Cellular component (GO): cis-Golgi network; trans-Golgi network; TRAPP complex
Source: RefSeq, a predicted model, not a curated record